Messenger RNA from Lindgomyces ingoldianus, 1098 nucleotides. RefSeq lists its product as uncharacterized. NCBI's taxonomy places the organism in Eukaryota, Fungi, Ascomycota, Dothideomycetes, Pleosporales, Lindgomycetaceae. Gene Ontology annotation, biological process: translational initiation. The transcript has 5 exons. Bases 54 to 845 code for a protein of 263 amino acids. Gene Ontology annotation, molecular function: translation initiation factor activity. The record is from RefSeq and is a predicted model, not a curated record.
GAAGUUCCCAAACUAUUUUCUUCUGCACCAACUCUACAUCUAUCUAAAAACAUAUGAGCAUUCAACAUGUGCCUCCAUCAGGAAAGAACCCAGACUUGAAAAGGCCUGAAUCGCAAAUACAGCUAAGUUCUCCCAAAGCAGUCACGGGCUUCAACUGCUCGCAAACACCUUGUUCUCUUAGUACAACCAUCUCUGUCAAAGUGGGCUUGUUCGAAGACGAUCCUGUAACUAGAACAGGAAUCUUUGCCCACAAUGCUCAGGAGCCAUUGCCCUACCGCCUUCUUCUUUCCCGCCUCUACCUGCUACAAGUAUACUAUCCAAGCCUAAACACAUACACAAAGAAUGAAGUCAAGACUCUUGCACCAUAUAUUGUUGUCGAUGGAAAGAAGAGGACGGUCGUUGCGAACUUCUCGGAGCUUUGCAAGAGCCUGGAGCGCAAUAAGGAUCAUGUGUUUCAGUACCUUCUCGCAGAAUUAGGGACAAGUGGAAGCUUUGACUCACACGAGAGGGUGAUUAUGAAGGGCCGUUUUCAUGAGAAACAAAUCAAGAGGGCUCUGCAGAGUUAUAGACGGACAUACGUCGAGUGUCCGAGUUGCGAAUCUAGAGCUACGGAUCUACGCAACCCCGAGAGGCGUGUGUGGAUUGUAAAUUGUCGGUCUUGUGGUAAAGAAUCUCGUGCUCCUGUAAUCAAAACGGGUUACACGCUACGAAUAGGAUGUCGACCGCAGAGACCGAAAAAUCCGCCGCAAGAAGAAUCGGAGCCCGAGUCGCGGAUUAGUCUAGAAACCCUUCGUACGCCUAGGCAGAACUGCUUCACUAGGUUCAAGAUUAAGUCCAAACUUUGACUCCCUUUACAGUGGGUAUGGCCAAUUUUUGAAUCAGUUUGGAACCAUUCGCACAUGAAAGAUUCGUACAUACAUCGUAAAUAUACAUUAAGAGCGACAAAUCUCGAAUUCCGUUCAAAGAACAUUAACACCAACGAUCCCCCAAACGCCGAGUUCCCCAAACCCAUCAAUUUAGACCCACCCUCAAUUGCGGACCAUCAUAUUCCGCAUCUGCUCAGUCCUCUUAGGUUCCCAUUCAGAAACCGCGCUAAUU